UAACUUAUUAUUCUGGAUGCAGGUUGAUUUGUGGAGUGUCGGUGCAGUUUUUUUUGAACUUCUGAAUGGUUUUCCACCUUUCUGUGGCAAAAACAAUGUUCAGCUUCUGCGAAAUAUAGAAGAGACGAAUACACUUCCAUUUUCGCAACAAAUUCUCUCGAGCAUACGUGUAGAUUCCCUAGAUCUAUGUACUAGGCUGCUGCGCAAGAAUCCUAUGCAACGGAUUUCCUUUGAUGAGUUUUAUCACCACAGUUUCUUUGGCUGAUCCAAGCUCAAGAUUGUUCUGAGAUUAACUGACACAAUGAUAAGCUUGUAUGGCCAAUCAGAAUGGUAAGCUUGAUUCGCAAAUUGGAUCAUAUUCCGAUCACAUCAUUCAUGGAGGCAUUUGCGCAGAAUUUUGGUAUGCGAAGAGUGUACGUAUGAUGUGUAUAAAUGCUUUUGUACCCGUAAGGAUGUUAUAAAAGAAAACAAGUAGUUUGUGGUCUGUAGACAUACAAAUGUGUUAACAUAGUAAUGAAGGUAUUUUGAUUGAAUUGGAUUACAGACCAAAUAUAUUUGGUAGAUUAUACAAAACUGCCAUGCUCGAAAGUUAUCUCAGUCACUUAUUACUAAAUAAUUGAAAAUAUGAAUAUAAUAUAAUUAUCCAGUCAACAAAGUGGACCUUGAUAUAACCAUUAACCACCGUCCGUAAUUCGACAGGAUUGGGUCCGACCUCGUCUCCCAACCGGCCACGUGGCAUCUCCUCCUUUUUCCUUUCUUUGUCGGUCUUGCGACACCGUUCCAUUUACUGAUCCGCUUUACGUUCCAGUUUUUAUCCUCCGAUAUCUUCAAAUCCACAGAUUUCUCACCGGAGUCGAAGAAUUGUCGAGAGAAAUUGUUCCGGUUGGGUGACGCGACCAUGCCGGCCACGGAUUUCCAAGGUUCCUCCGUGCCCUUCGCUUCCAUCGGCCGCUCCAUCUUGAGCAUCCGCCGCGACCAGGUCCACGGCGUCGACGGCCAUCACCACGAUUCCCCUGCCGGCGGGGCCUCCCAUGACCUCGAACUCGAGGUGUUCCAAAAGCACGUGUCUGACCUCUUCCACGAUCUAUCUUCCGGCGGCGGUGCAGAUGAUUUGCUCUCCCUCUCUUGGGUCCGCAAGCUGCUCGACAGUUUCCUCAUCUGCCAGGAAGAGUUCCGGGUGAUCCUCUUCAGCUGCAGCAAGGGGCAGCAGCAGCAGGCUCACCUCGCCCGCCCUCCCCUCGACCGCUUCCUCUCCGACUUCUUUGACCGCGCCGUCAAGGCGCUCGACCUCUGCAACGCCGUCCGCGACGGCGUCGACCAGCUCCGCCUGUGGCGCCAGCACCUCGAGAUCGCCCUCGCCGCACUCGACGGCGGUCAACCUCUCGGCGAGGGACAGGUUCGCCGCGCCCAGAAGGCCCUCGCCGACCUCUACAUCCUCAUGCUCGACGAGAAGGAGACCCCUUCCUCCGGAGGCGGCUCGAUCCUCCUCUACCACCGCAACCGCUCCUUCGGCCGCUCUGUCAAGGAACCCCCACCGCAGCGCGGAGGCGGCGGGUCCGUCGCCUCGGCGGCCCACUUCCGCUACCUCACUUGGAGCGUCUCCCGGUCGUGGUCCGCCGCGCGGCAGCUCCAGGGGAUCGGGAACAACCUCUACGCUCCGAGGGGCAACGAGGUCAGUUCGACCGGCGGCCUCGCCGUCCCCGUCUACACCAUGAGCUCGGUGCUCUUCUUCGUGAUGUGGUCGCUCGUGGCCGCCGUGCCGUGCCAGGACCGCGGUCUGCAGACCCACCCCUCGGUCCCCCGCAGCUUCCUGUGGGCGGCGCCGAUGACGUCCAUGCACGAGAAGAUCUUCGAGGAAUCAAAGAAGAAAGAGAGGAAGAACACGUCGGGGCUGUUGAAGGAGAUCUACCAGAUGGAGAAAUGCAGCCGCCAUUUGACGGAAUUCCUGGACACGGUGGAGCUGCCGCUGGCGGAGGAGAAGGAGGUGGAGCUGAAGCAGGAGGUGCAAGAGUUGGCGGAGGUGUGCAACGCCAUGAAGGAGAACUUAGAUCCAUUGGAGCGGCAGGUGAGGGAGGUCUUCCUCAGGAUCGUGAGGAGCAGAACCGAAAUCCUCGAGUUACUCAACAAAUCCCACAAUCCAGAGUGACUUCACACUGAAAGAUGGAGAAAAAUAUAUAAUCAAAAUUCAAUUAUAUUUUAUUUUACCUACUGCUUUCUAUUUUCAUGUCCAUUAUGUUUGCUUUUCUUUAGGACUGGUUGUUUUUAUCUAAAUUUUGUCAAAGAUGUACAAUUUUAAGGUAUGAAGAUUCAAGAACUA
Messenger RNA from Zingiber officinale, 2317 nucleotides. Its product is annotated as protein ROH1-like. Bases 899 to 2146 code for a protein of 415 amino acids. The record is from RefSeq and is a predicted model, not a curated record. Lineage: Eukaryota; Viridiplantae; Streptophyta; Magnoliopsida; Zingiberales; Zingiberaceae. The transcript is spliced from 3 exons.